Molecule: messenger RNA, 885 nt
Organism: Caenorhabditis remanei
Lineage: Eukaryota; Metazoa; Nematoda; Chromadorea; Rhabditida; Rhabditidae
Exons: 3
Coding region: 1-885 (294 amino acids)
Biological process (GO): innate immune response
Molecular function (GO): protein binding
Source: RefSeq, a predicted model, not a curated record
AUGUCUUCUCUAACUUCCCUACCAGAUAUUGCACUAACAAAUAUUCUGGAACACUUGGAUUUUAAGUCCAUAUUGACUCUCCGGCAUACCUGCCAUGACCUUCGUAACUUCAUCGACGAUGUCAAGCCCAACUCAAAUGUCAGAAGCAUCCAUAUCUCUAUUGGAACUGAGUCAAUAAAUCUCGUGCUCUAUGCAGAAACUAGAUUUUCAAAAACUUACAAAGAAGACAACUUUUCUGAACAAUUUCUAACGAACCUGAUGAUAAUUCUAAGUUUUCAAAGAGCUCCACUGGAAUAUAUGGAAGUUUCAUAUGACUAUCGACACCCAACGGAUCAAUUUAUCUCUCUGGAGGAGAUUUCAAAGAUUCUCAAAUGUAGACCACGCUCACUUUCAGUCAAUCAUUUUCGGUUGGAAAUUUUCAACCAAGAAGAUGUUAUGUUUGUGUUACCAUUCAUAACAACUGAGAAGAUUAAUAUAUCCAAUCCAAAAAGGAAACACGACGUGCUGGAAUUGAAUAAUGUUGUAGAAUUGGACCAGUGGAAGCAGGCCAAGGAGAUUGACAUUCGAAAUUUUACUAUCGUGGAGUCACUUAACCAUUUUCUGAAUUUCGAUGACAUUUUUGUGCAAGUGGAGACGAUUUCUUUGGAAGAUGUUGUCAUGAUGAAAGAUAAAUGUCUCCAGUCCUCCACUACUAGCUCCAUUCGAAUCGAUUUCAAUGAGCUUGUUGAUCGAAACCGUCUGGAAGAAGUGCUGGGUCCAAAACGACCGCAUUCUUGGAAAAAUUGGUUCAUUCCUAUAGAAAAUUCUGAAUUUGGAGUCUCAAUUGAUCUAAUUAAGUAUUAUAUUUUGUUCGAGAGGAGUCCGAGAACAAUUUAUAAUAUGUAA